AUGACUGACAACAACGCUCCGGAUCUGUCCAUCUUGGGUGAUCGCCUAACAUUACACCCACCUGGUGUGGUGCAGGACCAAGAAACUCCUCUCUUGACUUCAUACGCUCGCUUCCGUUCCGCUCCUCUGGACUUUCUACGAGAAGUCAGUCUGCAUGUUUCCGGUACUGGAUGGCGCUCCUACGACAACUUCAUUGGUCGCAAUAUCUUCUACAAUGGCUUCAGUGACCACAUCAAAGCUUUGGUCCUGAAGAACCCGAGGCUGCAGUCCAAGAUAUCUGAGCUGGCUCACAAAAGAAUCAAUGUUGAACUGGCUGAAGGGACCCUUGCAAACCACAAGAUCGAGGAAAGACGCAGAGAAAUGGAGGCUCAACUGAUUCAGGUUGCCGAUUCAUGGACUGACCAGAUGAUUUGCAAAAUGGACAGUAGGAGAUUCAUUCGUGGCGCUUACUACUUUGCCACCCAACUUCUUACUCGAGCUUACCAUCAGGGAAUUCACGUAUCUAGUGAGGAGGUCUUACGUCUCCGAAAGGUCGCCCAGGAAGCAGAGAAGAAGAAACAAUCCAUCAUCUUUCUACCGUGUCAUCGAUCACACGUAGACUAUGUCUCGCUACAGCUGAUAUGCUAUCGUCUGGGUCUUGCUUUACCCAUUGUAGUGGCUGGCGACAAUCUCAACUUUCCUGGAGUGGGCUAUUUCUUGCAGCACGCAGGUGCGAUGUGGAUUCGACGCAGUUUUGGAGACGAUGCGUUAUAUACAACACUCGUCCAAGCAUAUCUAGAUACAUUGUUGCAAGAAGGUCAUAACUUCGAGUGCUUCGUUGAGGGAGGCCGUUCACGUACAGGAAAGCUCUUGCAACCUAAAUUCGGCAUCCUCAGUUUUCUCCUCGAAAGUGUACUGUCUGGUCAGGUAGAAGAUGCUGUUAUCUGUCCUGUGAGUACACAAUAUGACAAGGUCAUCGAGGUUGACUCGUACAUCUCCGAACUUCUGGGUCAACCAAAACCCAAAGAGUCAUUGGGCAACUUCUUAUCCUCCUCAUCUGUCUUGUCUCUCAAACUUGGCCGUGUGGAUGUCCGUUUUCAUGAGCCUUGGAGCCUCCGUGAUUUUGUCAACGAGCAGAGAGUCCGACUGACAACAUUGCCACCUCGCAUCAAGACUCCUGAAGAUGCUGCUCUCAAGCGUCGCCUUCUGACUACCCUUGGCUACAAAGUUCUCUCAGACAUCAACGCGGUCUCCGUUGUCAUGCCCACUGCCCUGGUCGGUACUGUCCUUCUCACUCUUCGAGGACGAGGAGCCGGCAAGUCUGAACUGGUUCGUCGUGUUGAUUGGUUGACAGAAAGAGUCAAGAAGCAAGGUGGUCGUAUCGCACAUUUCUCUGGCCUUCCGACUACAAUUGUUGUAGAGCGUGCUCUUGAAGUGCUUGGACCGAACUUGGUCGGAGAGUACAAGAACUUACCCGAAAAGACAUAUUUCGCUGCAGAUCGAUUCCAGCUCAGUUUCUAUCGCAACAUGACCAUCCAUCUGUUCGUAUCGGAGGCACUGGUCAGCGCUGCGCUGUACACCAAAGUCAAGAUGGGUGGAGGUCCAGAAAAUCAAAGCAUUUCAUACACAGCUCUAUACGAUUAUGUUUAUUUCCUGUCGCAGCUGUUCCGUGGCGAAUUUAUCUUCCCAACGACACCCCUGGCAGAGAACCUUAGCAACACAUUGGCCGGUCUGGAACUGGACGACAUCAUAUCCAUCAAGCAAUCCGAGGACAACAACGACACGAUCAAAUCGAUAUCUCUCUCCGAAUCAGAACGUCUGAAUGGGAGAGAGAACUACGACUUCUACUGCUUCUUGAUCUGGCCGUUCAUUGAAGCCAGCUGGCUGGGCGCCAUAAGUCUUUUGAUGCUCACACCUCCUUCGGCCAAUGUCUCACAACAGACCUCGCUACCACUGAACGCCGUAGUUACUCAAGCACAACGACUAGGCAAGACUCUUUACGCACAAGGCGAUAUCUCAUAUCUCGAAGCUGUCAAUCGCGAAACACUUCGAAAUGCAUACACGAGAUUUGCAGAGAGCGGCAUCAUUUCCAUUACUCCACCAUCGAAGGACGGCAAGAUCCCUGCUGCCGUACAUCUCACAUCUGAGUGGAUGCCCAAGAGAGCAGAAAACGGAUAUAUCGAAGCGCAAGGAAAGCUUUGGGAAUAUUGCGAGAGCAUUAGCAAGGCAAGAAGAGAAGGCAAGAACCGUCGUGAUGGUAUGACAGUGGUGAGAAGGAUAUUCGGGCUGGUGGAAUUGGUGGGAGCUGGGUUGUGGAGGGAUGUUGAGCCUGCUAGAGUGGCUGUGUCUGUUAAAGGAGAUGCAGAGUGGAAAGCUAAGAGGAGGGAGAUUAGAACUGCGCCGAAGCUCUGA
Aureobasidium namibiae CBS 147.97 is the source of this 2391-nucleotide messenger RNA. RefSeq names its product acyltransferase. The transcript has 5 exons. The record is from RefSeq and is a predicted model, not a curated record. Lineage: Eukaryota; Fungi; Ascomycota; Dothideomycetes; Dothideales; Saccotheciaceae. Gene Ontology annotation, cellular component: mitochondrial membrane. Bases 1 to 2391 code for a protein of 796 amino acids.